Psylliodes chrysocephalus is the source of this 2104-nucleotide messenger RNA. The record is from the annotation of a GenBank genome assembly. Lineage: Eukaryota; Metazoa; Arthropoda; Insecta; Coleoptera; Chrysomelidae.
CUCGAAAUACAUCGCUUCUCAUUAGGCAAUAUGACUGGUUUAUUAACAAUCGUUUUUUGUGCGGUGCCACUUUUGGUUAUAAUUUUAAUUAUAGUCUUUCAUAAAAAUUUCGUUAAACGGCAAUCGAAAUAUCUGAAAAAUGUACCAGGACCUAAACCUAAUCCCAUUUUUGGGAACAUGUUGGAUUUUGCUGUGCCUUCGCAUCAAUUUUUCAACGUAAUUGAAAGUUACAUAAAUCAACAUGGCAUGAUUUAUCAAAUAUAUGAUGGGCCUCUAAGUAGUAUGCUGAUAAUUUUAGACGAAAAACUAAUAGAAUAUGUUCUUAGUUCAACAAAAAUUAUAGAAAAAACUGAUCAAUACAAAUACUUUCAUAAUUGGUUAGGAACAGGACUGUUGACAAGUAAAGGUUCUAAAUGGAAAAAACGUCGUCGCAUGCUGACACCAGCUUUUCAUUUUUCAAUUUUAGAUAAUUUUUUAGAUGUGUUUAAUAGAGUUGGUGACAUAUUUAUGAAACAGCUAGAAAAACAUGAAGACGAAGACAGUUUUGAUAUUUAUCCAUUGGUUUCAUUGUAUACACUAGAUGUCAUUUGCGAGGCUGCAAUGGGUACUUCUGUAAAUGCACAAACCGAUGGUAAUUCCAAAUAUGUACAAAGUGUUAAAAAAAUGUGUGCCAUAAUUACCGAUAGAAACUUUUCUCCACUGGAUACACGUUUGUAUCCUCUAACACUGAAUUUUUAUAGAGAACGCUCGGCUGUAAAAGUAUUACACUCUCAUACCGAUGCUGUAAUAGAUAGAAAAAUUGAGCAGUUAAAAAACUGUGAUGAAAAAAAUGAAGAACUGAACGAUAGUGGAACAAAAAAGAGAAUGGCCUUUUUAGAUUUGCUUCUGAAAAGCACUAUAGAUGGUAUUCCUUUGACUAGAGAAGACAUUAGAGAAGAAGUAGAUACGUUUAUGUUUGAGGGCCAUGAUACUACAUCUUCAGCUAUUUCGUUUGCGAUGUAUAGCUUAGCAAAUAAUCAACGAGUGCAGCAAAAAGCAUUGGAAGAACAAAUUGAAAUAUUUGGCGGUAACAACAAAGAAGCCAGAUCAACCACAGCAGAUCUUCAAAAAAUGAAAUAUUUGGAACUUGUUAUAAAAGAAACAUUAAGAUUGUACCCUUCUGUGCCAUUUUUUUCAAGAAAAGUAAAUGAGGAUUUUGAAUGGGAAAAUUCGACAUUUCCAAAAGGUCAAAAUCUUCUAAUAAUUCCUUAUAUGGCUCAAAGAAAUGCAAAGUAUUACCCAAAACCAUUGGAAUUUAAUCCUGAAAGAUUUUUAGAAAUUGAUGGUACUAAUCCAUAUAGAUAUGUUCCGUUUAGCGCUGGACCAAGGAACUGUAUAGGUCAAAAAUUUGCCAUGCUGGAGAUGAAGAGUACGCUGUCUAAGGUUUUGAGAAGUUUCGAAUUGCUACCAUCAAACCCUCAUCAAGAGUUAAAAUUAGCACCGGAAAUAAUUUUAGUUUCAAAAAGUGGUAUACACAUUUCAUUGAAAAAAAGAAAAUAAAAAUUUAGAGGUUUCUUAUUUUUUUUAAUUUGAUAGGUAUGAAAAAUUAUGAACUAUAACACAACAAUUUAUAAUUUACAUUAGAACUUAAUUUCUAAGAUCCUUCACUCGUUCAACAGUUAAACAAGUAAAAAAUCUUAGAAAUUUAAUUCUAAAGUAAUUAUAAAUUGCUAUCUUUCUACACCAUGUCAGAAGGGUGGCUUUGAGGAGAAUUUAGGGAUGGGAUUAGAAAUUGUGUGUACCGACGAUGUUGUCUGAAUUUGAUUGAAUGUACGAAUUCGUAAAUCAAAGUGUAUGUGCUGCGAUGGUCCAAUUAGAAAAUCGCAGACCAGUCCAAGUCCGACAUCCAGGUUCGAUUUCCGGUGGUGCACGCAUUUUUCUCUUUCAUUAAUUCUCGGGUUUUUGGAAAAUUAUGAUCACACUUAUUGAAGAUCAAAGUAUUUAAUCCACAAAAUACGUGUCUACUUCAUAACGCCGGAAAUUUUAUGUACAGUAGAAAAAAAUGUUGAAAUUCUACAUAUCUGUAAUAUUGUAUUACCUAAGAAGUAAAACUGUAGUAUUAUGC